[Torrubiella] hemipterigena is the source of this 1597-nucleotide messenger RNA. The record is from the annotation of a GenBank genome assembly. Lineage: Eukaryota; Fungi; Ascomycota; Sordariomycetes; Hypocreales; Clavicipitaceae.
UAACAGGUAUUCAGUAAGUCGAUUGGCAUUGUUUGCUACUCGUUAGGAAGGGAGCGCGAUGUCACGUGAACGUACACUUCGCCACAGCUGUGGCUCAAGCAUGGCGCCCCACUGUGGCUAGAAGCGCACCACGAAAAUGUAGUAAAUUUGUCGAAACCCCACGACCAUCAAGCCGUGAAGACGCGAAGAAUCGACGUUGGUACUGCCCCAGACACCGAAUAAAAACGCAAUAGACGUAUUGUUCGUUCCAGCACCAACAUAAUCAUGGCUACCGCACCUCCCGUCAAGUCCACCAAGGACUGGGCCGACGACGACGAUGUCGAGGAGACCAACACCGAGCUCCCUCCCACCCAAACCAUCUCCAACAAGGAUGGAACCAAGACAAUCAUCACAUUCCGCUUCAACGACCAGGGUCAAAAAGUAAAGACCACCCGCCGAAUCCGCUACACCACACACACGGAGAAGGUCAACCCCCGCGUUGCCGACAGAAAGUCAUGGACCAAGUUUGGCGCCAGUGCAAAGGACGGCGACGGCCCUGCUGCUGAUACGACAUCUGUUGGUGAAAACAUCAUCUUCCGCCCCAGCGUCAACUGGCGCAAGGACGCCAAGGACGAGAGUGCCGACCCCAACGCCCAGGCUAUGAAGGACAAGCUCAAGGACAAGAAGGUCAAGUGCCGUAUUUGCAACGGCGAACAUUUCACAGCCAGAUGUCCCUACAAGGAUACCAUGGCCCCUGUUGGAGAGAACGGUGCUGCCGAUGUUGCUGCCGGUAUGGGCGACGAGCCUGCUCCCGCUGCCGGCCCCGGCGCGAAGAAGGGCUCCUACGUGCCCCCGGCUCUCCGUGGCGGAGCUGGAGCUGCUGGCGAGCGCAUGGGCGGAUCCAAGUUUGGCGAGAGAGACGACCUGGCGACGCUGCGCGUUACCAACGUUUCCGAGAUGGCCGAGGAAGGCGAGUUGCGAGACAUGUUCGAGCGUUUUGGUCGUGUCACAAGAGUAUUCCUUGCCAAGGACAGAGAAACGGGUAUGGCCAAGGGCUUUGCUUUCAUCAGUUUUGCGGAUCGCGGCGAUGCUGUCAAGGCCUGCGCCAAGAUGGAUGGUUUCGGUUUCAAGCAUUUGAUUUUGAGAGUCGAGUUUGCCAAGAAGGCUCAGUAGAUUUUUGCAUGUGUCACGAAAAGUUGGGGUCUACAUAUGAAGUAAUGGUAUUUUUUUCUCUUUCUUCAACCUUUUGUUCUGGAUGCCGUUGCUGUCCUUUCUGUGCAUGGUCUAUUAUUAUGGCAUACAAACCCUCGUAGACUGCACCGUCAAAGGAAAUCGAUCUACUAGCAGCUAGAUAUUUCGUGACCUUCUACGGGUUUGUAUCGUCAUUGUCUUCUGGUAGAUGCCAUACGCAUGAUAGUUAAGCUUAAUGGUGGUAGCUUUCAAACGGUGAGAGACUAAACAGGCUGUGCCAAAACAGAGCCUCUCAAAGGCCACGUUACGUAUUCAUACUCACUUGUCUCCCUUUUUUUCAACCUCUCUCAGCUACAAAUGACUUACAAAUCAAGCCUCUUAUCCUAAAUCCCAACAUUUAUAUUGAAUUCAACAAUUUGGCCCGUUU